Messenger RNA from Aspergillus alliaceus, 438 nucleotides. RefSeq names its product resistance to Congo red protein. Gene Ontology annotation, biological process: vesicle-mediated transport. Gene Ontology annotation, cellular component: intracellular membrane-bounded organelle. The transcript is spliced from 3 exons. The record is from RefSeq and is a predicted model, not a curated record. The coding region runs from base 1 to 438 and encodes 145 amino acids. NCBI's taxonomy places the organism in Eukaryota, Fungi, Ascomycota, Eurotiomycetes, Eurotiales, Aspergillaceae.
AUGGGUGUCAUCUACCCCCGUCGAGAGUGUGAAUUUAAUAAUUGGGGAGACUAUGUCUGCAGACCGAGUAGCUGGUAUGACUGGGGCCGUUGGGUAGCGUUUGCCGUCAUUGUUGGUUGUGCUUUCAUCAUAUUUUUUCUAUUUGCAUGCUAUAACGCUCGCCGCCGUCGCACUCGCGGCCUUCAACCCCAUCCCGGCACUGGUUGGCUUGCUGGCCCGCCUCCCUAUGGACAACAACAACAACAUCCUUACUAUUCAGACCCCAAUUACCAACAACAGCCACCGCCUCAGUAUACCCCCCAACCGCAAGCCUACGGUUAUUUCGGAGGGCAGCAAACGGGCAUCGAACUACAGUCCCCGCCGCACGCGUACCACAAUGGAGGCGAUCGGGUCUACCAGCCACCGCCGGGCACUCCUCCAAAUGCCAACAAAGUAUAA